This is a messenger RNA of Eurytemora carolleeae, 1636 nucleotides long. Its product is annotated as retinoic acid receptor RXR-gamma-A. NCBI's taxonomy places the organism in Eukaryota, Metazoa, Arthropoda, Copepoda, Calanoida, Temoridae. Gene Ontology annotation, molecular function: DNA-binding transcription factor activity; zinc ion binding; sequence-specific DNA binding. The transcript is spliced from 3 exons. Gene Ontology annotation, biological process: regulation of DNA-templated transcription. Bases 50 to 1354 code for a protein of 434 amino acids. The record is from RefSeq and is a predicted model, not a curated record.
ACGCCUACUAAAAUAUUGAGUCCUCCCUUUUACAAGCAAUCAGGUUGAGAUGCCUUAUGCCUGUUUGGUUUGUGAAAAUGAGACAGUGAAACUGCUUCGUCACUAUGGAGCUGAGGGGAAUAUAUGUAAUUCAUGCAGAAUAUUCUUUAGGAGGUCCGUGAGCCAGAAUCUGAAGUGGACAUGCAAAUCUGGAUUCCUUAAUUGCAAAAUUUCAAUCAAUGCCAGACUUUACUGCAAAACCUGUAGAUUUUCCAAAUGCAUUGAGGUUGGAAUGAAACCGGAGCAAGUAGACAAAACAAAAAAAGCAAUUGCUGCUUAUUUCGCUGAACAGGAAAAGAAUUCUAAAAAAACUGAAGAAUUGGUGACAUCUACAGUUACUCUCAAUGAUAAUAUAACAGUAGAAAAAGUUUUUGAGGUUGAAUUGAUCCCGGAAAGUCAAGAUGAUACCCAUCCGCUGUUCUUUGACCCCAAAACAAGUAAAAAAUUUGGUUCUGAUGAAGCAAGCAUGUUUCAGAAGGAUCCCAAAAUGUUCCAAAUAACCAGAAACGACCAACUCAACCCAGAAGAUAUCCAUUUCUUCAGUGGCCUUGUGACCAGCUGGAGAAAGCUUCUGCUCAAAACUUACUUAGAUGGAAUGUCUCACAACACUGUGCAUGAAGAACUUGAACGGUAUCAUAAUCAAUCUCUUGAUGCUCGAACACUGACAUUUGAUACAGCCUUAGAUUGUACUUUGGUUGAUAUAUCAGUUGACAAUAUUUUCAAUGCUUGUUUAACAGAUCUCCCAGGUCUCAAUCCCACUAUGCAAGCAAAGUUACGUACAUUGCACCAAUGCUUUGGUGUAUUCUUUUCUUCUGCUAAUGAAGGAUUAACAUGUCGACAAUUUUUAGCAAUUUAUGGAUAUAAUGUGGAGUCCUAUCCGUUCAGUGCAGUUGUUCCAGUUUACAUGCAAGAUGCCAAAAUGGUUGACUAUUUAAAAAGUGACAUGUUUAAGUCCCCAUGGGCUGAAAGUCUUGAAGUGGAAGAGUUCUUUAUGAAGAUCUGCAACACAUUAAAAAGCUUUCUGUCUGAUCCUGUUCUGAAUCUUUGCUUUUUUAACCUGCUAUUAUGUAACUUAGUUGAUAAAUUGGGCAGCUCCCACAAUUUUCUUCCAGGAAAGCUGAAGAUGAUCUUGUAUAAAGAAAUGUUGAGAAAGAGCCAAGACUCCAAUCUUGCCAAUCAUAGAUUCACCCAGCUUAUCUCAACAAUACAUGAUGUAGAAGAGUGUGUAAGGAUUCUAGAGAGAGCUACCCUCAUCAAGGAAACAAGAAUCGAUUUACAGGAUAUUGAUGUUGCAACUUUGGAAAACUUCUCAUAGAGUGAUGGAUGUCAGUUUGUUGUUGAUAUGAAGAUUUAGUGAACAUUAUGAAUAUGCAUUCAGGGGUUAUAUUACCUCAAAGUACAAAAAACAUAAUAGUCUAGCCUUCAUAAAUGACAAACAAAAAGCUGAUAAGGAAAAUUUCCUUUUUGAAAGAACAAUUAUUCUUGAUCGUUUUUAAAACAACCUAAUUUGGAUAUAACAGUGUAAACAUUAAAGGAUGCCACUCAUUAAAUUUUGAUAUUAUUUUAGAUAAAAUAUUUAAGAAAAACUCUUUAUUGC